CACUAAAGCGAUUUGCGGCAGGCUGAGUGAACGUUGUCACUUUCAAAAUAAAACUCAAUGGAUCUAUAAUGAUUUUGUAAAACACCUGUCACAUUACCUUAUUAUUAAUGCAAUCGUGCAGUUAUUCACUACAGUUACUGAUACAUGCAUCCGUUCAUAUCAAAUCACUCACAGGACAUCUGAAUUAUGUCCCAGUGAUUUUAUUCUCUCAUCCGCAUUAGUGGUAUCUUAGCAACAGAGAAGAUAACAAAAGCAAACACCCGCUUCUUUCUCGCCAGGAAACUGUAGCUUAUUAAUGUUAUUUAACUUCCGUCUAAUUCAACACAGGCUAAACCAGUGACAUAAUGUCUGCAAAUGGGACAUCAAUGUUUGAAAUGACAAAGACUCAAUCAGAAGAUUCUCAAAACAACCAUGACGUCUCACAGAAGGAGUUGCUCUCUCACGAGGCUCAAUGCAUCUCAAGCAUUUUGGAAAACACCAUCCGUCGAAUUGAGAUUGCAACUGAUCUGCCUGCAGUCAUCGCGUUAAACAGUGUGUCCGGAAAUGGAGACAAGGAAUUGAGUCGUGCAAUUAGAGAGCAUCAAAUAUUAAUUGACAGACUGGAGGCACUUGAUCACCUGAAGCAGGAGUCAGAUGGAGAAGCAAGUUUGCUGCUUAUAAAGGAGGUCAAGAACUCUGUCAGGGACCUGCUCAGGGCUGCACGAGCCCAUCCAGAUGCCAUUUGGGGUUUGGGGGCAGAGCGGGGGCAUCUACAACUAGAUGAAAAUCAGUUCAUGCUAAUUAAAGGGCUUGAGAAGUUUCACAGCAAUGUGGUAGAAAAGCUGCAGACCAGUCUCGAUGAGGAACUACGGCAUAUUCUCCAGGAGCAGGCGUCCUCAUCCCCCAACCCAAUGGAGGAGCUAGUUCAAGAAGAAGAAGAAGAAUUAGCCACAUACACAAAGAUAAUCGAUGCAAAGAUUAUUCAGAAUAAUGAUGAUAUAGAACAUUUCCAGAAUUCUCUGAAAGUGAACAGUGGAGAAGAAUUGGAUGUGUCACUUCUUGCCAAGAAGCAGUUCCAGUCACAUGACAAUUUGUCAAAGAUCAAGCAAAUUCGUAUACAACAGGAGAUUGAUCAAUUGAACAGUGAGCUCAACAGUUCAGUCCUUGAAAACAAGAAGGUAGAGAAAGGAAUCCAAAAUAAAAAUCAAAGGGUGGAGAAAAUAAUUGAACACUUGAUCCAAUCCUUUGAUGAUGAAAUAGAAGAAACCCAGGCUAACCUAGAGUUGAAUCAAAUGGAAAACGAAAGGGAGGAGGCGCAGCUGAAGAGCCUGGCGAAAGCCUUUUCUGCCCUGGAGGUGGAGUAUAACCAGAUCCAGGAGAAGCGUCGGCUGGCAGAGGAGAAGAGAAAGGAGGAGAUAAGGGAACUGGAGUUGAAGACCAAAGCUGCCAUUUUAAUUCAAGCCUGUUGGAGAGGCUACAGCACUCGUAAAUCCUUAAAGAACAAGGGUAAAAGCAAGAAGCCCAAAAAAUCUAAAAGCAUGACAAACAAAAGAAAUCUCUGA
Messenger RNA from Pungitius pungitius (ninespine stickleback), 1541 nucleotides. RefSeq names its product dynein regulatory complex protein 10-like. The transcript is spliced from 5 exons. Gene Ontology annotation, molecular function: protein binding. Bases 345 to 1541 code for a protein of 398 amino acids. The record is from RefSeq and is a predicted model, not a curated record. Lineage: Eukaryota; Metazoa; Chordata; Actinopteri; Perciformes; Gasterosteidae.